Carassius auratus (goldfish) is the source of this 1265-nucleotide messenger RNA. RefSeq names its product selenoprotein S-like. NCBI's taxonomy places the organism in Eukaryota, Metazoa, Chordata, Actinopteri, Cypriniformes, Cyprinidae. The record is from RefSeq and is a predicted model, not a curated record. The transcript is spliced from 6 exons. The coding region runs from base 142 to 702 and encodes 186 amino acids. Gene Ontology annotation, cellular component: Derlin-1-VIMP complex; endoplasmic reticulum membrane; Derlin-1 retrotranslocation complex. Gene Ontology annotation, biological process: retrograde protein transport, ER to cytosol; endoplasmic reticulum unfolded protein response.
GAUUGGCUGUUGUGAAUGCGGAAGUGAGUCAGUGUUUGUGUGAAUCGGUAGCUCGAGUGAAGCUCAACGGAAUAAAACAUGCGCUAAUUAUUGUAUAUUAUCACAAUAAAAAAGAAAACCAACAUCUAAAGGCGCUUUAAAAUGGAGGCGCAAGGUGAUGCGAAUGUCCGAGAUGGAGAAGUUCCUCAGAACCAGGAUCUUGGUUUUGUGCUGCCACCUGUAAUAGCUUUCCUGUCUGAGUACGGCUGGUACGCGGCGUUCGCGUGUGUGGGAGUGUAUCUGCUCCUCCAGCAUCUCCGCAAGAACAGAUCCACAGACAGCCAGAGCUCGACCGUCUCCACCAGCAGCCAAGACCCGGACUCUGUGGUGCAGCGUCAGGUGGCUCUGGAGGCGUCCCGCAGGAGAAUGCAGGAGGAGCAGGAUGCCCGAGCAGCAGAGUUCAGAGACCGGCAGCAGAGGCUGGAGGAGGACAAGAGAAGACAGAAAAUUGAGAUGUGGGAAAGCAUGAAGGAGGGAAAGAGUUACAAGGGAAAGGCACAAGUUGCACAGCAGAGCACAGAAGAGGCCACUUCCUCCAGCUCGCUGAGACCAAAGACAGAUAAAAAGCCCCUUCGCAACAGUGGAUACAGUCCUCUGUCUGGAGAUGGAGGAGGAACGUGCUCCUGGAGACCCGGUAGGAGAGGCCCAUCCGCAGGUGGAUGAGGUUAAAGUGCGGUCAGACUGACCUCUGACCCUUCAUAGGAACACACAAAUAUUAUCUGAAUGAAGCUAUCAUCUCUCAUCACAGGACAAUAGCAAAUAUGGUUACAUUACAUUAGGAUCUUCAUGCACACUUUAAUUUUUUCUGGUGUCAGGCUAAUUGACUUAUGCGUUGUUCUCUUACACACACUCACACUCUACUGCCUGUUUGUUUGAUUGACAGCUUCUAAUGAUGCCUCCUCAUCAAAGGUAUUAAUACUCCUGGGGCGGGCUGAUGAUUUUCAGUAAUAAUCGUGUUCCUGUUUUUAGCUUUUUGCACUUAUGAAGGCUGUGCUAAAUAAACACUUAGAGAGAAUACAUACAAAUGCAGAGUGCUAUGUUUAUAUCAUUGAAAUGGUUGUAUUCUGUUGUAAAAGCAGGUGGUUGGUGAUGUAUAAUAGCAGCCUGCUGUUUUUGCUGUGAGGUCUUUGCUGUUUUCUAGAGCAUUUCAUUAGGACUGAUGUGUCAAAGACAUUGUAUUGUUCUCGCUUUAUAGUUUCUCAGAAUAAAAAUGCAUACUUGCUUAA